This is a messenger RNA of Varanus komodoensis (Komodo dragon), 5689 nucleotides long. RefSeq names its product Janus kinase 3 (gene JAK3). Gene Ontology annotation, molecular function: ATP binding; non-membrane spanning protein tyrosine kinase activity; cytokine receptor binding. NCBI's taxonomy places the organism in Eukaryota, Metazoa, Chordata, Lepidosauria, Squamata, Varanidae. The transcript is spliced from 24 exons. Gene Ontology annotation, biological process: cell surface receptor signaling pathway via JAK-STAT; cytokine-mediated signaling pathway; peptidyl-tyrosine phosphorylation. Gene Ontology annotation, cellular component: cytosol; cytoskeleton; membrane. The coding region runs from base 216 to 3554 and encodes 1112 amino acids. The record is from RefSeq and is a predicted model, not a curated record.
UGCACAGCACAUCACCAGAAGCCUGUGCCCUGGCCUGGGACUUCAGUUGCUGGCCCUGGCUUGAUUUUGCCCAGACGCCUCUCUCCAGUUCCCCAAGGCGAGCCCAGCAGUCACCCGGUCAGGCCUCUCUGCAAGCACCUGGAAUGAUUGGACUGUGUGGCAAAUGAGGCGGGAAGAGCUCAGCGCCCAGCUCAGCCCCACAAGACGCCCGCGCCAUGCUCCCGCUCAGCGAAGACACCCCCCUGAUCAGCAGCCGGAGCCACAGCCUGUCCUCCAGCAGCUCCAGCACCCUCCAGGUGCACCUUUACCACCGACCAGAUGCUGUGCAGCUCUCCCCAGACACCGCGGGGACCUUGUGCUUCCCCACUGGGGAGUACACUGCAGAGGGUCUGUGCAUCACAGCAGCAAAGGCAUGCGGGAUUCUUCCUGUCUGCCACUCCCUCUUUUCACUGGCCACGGAGGACCUCUCCUGCUGGUUCCCACCCAGCCACGUCUUUACUGUGGAUGAGUCAUUCAGCCAGACAGUCGUCUACAGGAUCAGGUUUUUUUUCCCUGACUGGUUUGGGCCCAGAAAAUCCUAUCGCUGUGGUCUCAGAGGUGACCAAGUAAACCCAGUUCUGGAUUACCCAACCAUAGAUUAUCUAUUUGCUCAACGCCGCAGCGACUUCAUCGGCUCCAAGGCAGAUGUCACCUGGACACUGGAGGCCCAGGAGACCUGCCUCAGCCUGGCCGUGCUGGACAUGCUGCGCAUCUCGCAGGAAAGGAAACACAGCCUGCAGGAGACGCUGCGCAGCAUCAGCUACAAGUCGUGUCUCCCGGAGAAGCUGCGAUGCCAGUUGCGGGCGCAGAGCUUCGUCACCAGGAGACGGAUCCGGCGCCAGUUCGGCCGCUCGCUGCGCCGGUUCGGCUGCCUCCAGCCCGAGGCGCGCUCCCUCAAGCUCAAGUACCUGAUGGAACUGGAAGCGCUGGAGGGCCGCGCAUCCGGGGAGACCUUCUUGGCCAAGAUCCCGAGCACGACGGCCUCGGACGCUGCGCGGCUGAUUCACGUGUCUGCGGAAAAGGGGAUCGUGUCAAGCCGGGGGGAUCCUGCGGCUGGGCAUCCCUUCUGCGACUUUCCAGAAAUUGCUGACAUCUCCAUCAAGCAAGCCAGCCAGGACGGCCUCCCCGUGGAAGACCGCAUCGUGAGCGUGACCAAGACGGACUGCCGGGUCCUGGAGGUGCAGUUCCCCGCUCUGUCCACGGCCCUCUCUUUCGUCUCCCUCGUUGACGGCUAUUACCGGCUGAUGGUGGAUUCCUACCACUACUUCUGCAGGGAGGUGGCCCCCCCGCGGCUCCUGCAAGAUCUGGAGGGAGACUGCCAUGGCCCCAUCACGUCAGAAUUUGCGAUACACAAACUGAAGCAGGCAGACUGUCCCAGGGGAGCGUACAUCCUUCGACACAGCCCAGAAGAUUUUGAGAGCUUCCUGCUCACCACCUGCCUUGAGACCCCGUUGGGCAAGGACUUCAAGAGCCUGCUGAUCCAGAGGAACUGGGAUGGGAACUUCUCCACCGCUGGGGUGGCCAAGAGCUCCUGCAGCCUGCUGGAACUGCUGGAGACCUGGCAGCAUGUCGGCGCCCUCCCCGGCAGCUCCCUGUGCCCCCCACAGGCCAAAGAAAAAUCCAACCUGCUGAUUGUCCGUGGGGGCAGCUGCCACCAGUUGCCCACCUCCCCAGCCAUUCCCCGACGUGCCAUUAACCAGAUGAUGUUCCACAAAAUCCAGGCAGAGAACCUGGUGCAGUGCGAAAGCCUGGGGCAAGGAACCUUCACCCGGAUCUACCGGGGCCUCAAACGGGAUCCGCAGGACAGAAACGCUGAGGGGGAGGAGGAGCCCGGGGGCCACCAGACUGAAGUUGUGAUGAAGAUCUUGGACCACAGCCACUCCCACUUGGUCGAGCCUUUCCUCGAGGCGGCCAGCAUGCUCAGCCGGCUCUCGCACAAGCACCUCGUCCUGCUCUACGGUGUCUCUGUGGGGACAGAAAGCAUCAUGGUGCAAGAGUGUGUGUGGCACGGCGCCCUGGACACGUACUUGCGGAGGAGCACGGCCGCUGGCGGAGUGACGCCCACGUGGAAGCUGCAGGUGGCCAAGCAGCUUGCCUAUGCCCUCAACUUCCUGGAGGACCAGAAGACCAUUCAUGGCAAUGUCUCUGCCAAAAAAGUCCUGCUGGCCCGUGAGGGAGAUGCGGCAAGAGGGCAGACCCCCUUCAUCAAGCUCAGUGACCCUGGCGUCAGCACCACCGCCCUGGCGAAAGACCUGCUAGUUGAACGCAUCCCGUGGAUUGCCCCCGAGUGCCUGGAAGAUGCCAAGAACUUGGCGACUGAGUCAGACCGGUGGAGCUUCGGAGCCACUUUGUGGGAGAUCUUCAAUGGUGGGAACAUGCCGUGGAGUGCCAUGGAACCCCAAGCGAAGCUCAAGUUCUACCAGGACCGUGGCCAACUGUGCCCUCUCAGGUGGACAGAGCUGGCUGGCCUGGUGGGCCGGUGCAUGCAGUAUGACCCACGGCGGCGCCCAGCCUUCCGUGCCAUCAUGCGGGAGCUCAACAGCCUCACCACUUCCGAUUACGAGCUUCUAUCAGACCUCCCAGCCACUGACCACUUUGCAGGGUACAUGGAUCCCUCCUUGUGCCAGGAUCCCACCCUCUUUGAGGAUCGCCACCUGAAAUACAUCUCGCUGCUGGGCAAGGGGAAUUUCGGGAGUGUGGAGCUGUGCCGCUAUGACCCACUGGGGGACAGCACUGGCGAGCUGGUGGCAGUGAAGCGCCUGCACCAGAACUCAGCCGAGCAGCGCCAGGACUUCGACAGGGAGAUUGCCAUCCUGCGCACCCUGCACCAUGACUUCAUCGUCGCCUACCGCGGGGUCUGCUACAGCUGGGGCCGGAACUGCCUCCAUCUGGUAAUGGAGUACCUGCCCAAUGGUUGCCUGAGGAACUUUCUGCAGAAAAACCAGGAGCGGCUGGACCUGCGGAAGCUGCUUCUUUAUGCCUGGCAGGUCUGCAAGGGCAUGGAUUACCUGGGUGCUCAGCGCUACAUCCACAGGGACCUGGCUGCCAGGAACAUCUUGGUGGAGAAUGAGAACCGCGUCAAGAUCGGUGAUUUCGGCCUGGCCAAAAUCCUGCCGCAGGGCAAGGAGUACUACGUGGUGCGAGAACCUGGGCAGAGCCCCAUCUUCUGGUAUGCACCAGAAUCUUUGGCUGACAAUGUCUUCUCCCAGGAGUCGGAUGUCUGGAGUUUUGGCGUGGUCUUGUACGAACUCUUCACCUACGGGAGCAAGAGCCAUAGUCCCUCGGAGGAAUUCCUCUGCAUGAUGGGGCACAGCAGGCCCGCCACGAUCGCCUGCCACCUCCUGGAGCUGCUGAAGCAGAACAGGCGACUCCCGGCCCCUGCAGGAUGCCCCGCGGAGGUUUUUGCCCUGAUGCAGUCAUGCUGGACCUUUGCACCGAGUCAGCGGCCCCGAUUCUGCAAGCUCGCGCCACAGAUUGAAGCCCUGAGGAGCAGCCACUGCCAAGCCUGGGUCUAGGAGGGGAUGCCACAGGGGUUCUUGCGCAUGCCACCCCGAGGGUAUGAUAUUCCCAUUUGCUGUUGCUGUCACCAUGGGGCACUGGGGGAAGCCCUGCUCCGACAUCCGGGCACGGCCAGACCCACCUCACCACUGCUGCGGACCUGCUUUCCUGGGCUACAUUGGCCUCCUCGUGGAACCUCUUUCUGCAGCAUUGAAGGGGUCCCCCGAUCCACAGUCCUAGGAACAUCACUGCGUGUGCAGGAGAGACGGUCCCUACAGGCAGAGGUGCCCCGGCGUGCUGGUCUGUGUGAACUUUUGCAGCCCAGGCCUGUAGGACAGAGACCUCCAGAAACCAGCCUGCUCUUGGUGCCUGCAUGCAUCAACACACAAAUAGCACCUAGGAUUUAUCUGAAUGCCAUCAGAGGCAAAAGCAGACAGGGCACCUCCCCCAAAUGCGAAUUAAAUAAGCUGCAGAGCUAAUUUGCACUCUGAGGCAGGUCAGUCCACAUCAGACAGAAAUAAACAAAAGCAACAUAGUUGGGUUUCCUCCUCAGCUCCAUUACUGAGUGCAGGACAAGGUGGGUGCAGGUUACAGCGUGUGACAAGUGCGGUGUUAACUCGUGCUUGAAAAUCUCCCCCUUGCUUGACAUGAGCUACUGCAUGUGUUUGGAGAGCACCAGGCUUUGCAGUGCAGCUAGUCCUCACUGAGGCAAGAGGAUGCUUACAUUACAUUUCUCUGGAAUGCCCUUCCAUGCAUUGUUCAGGUGGACACCAACAUUGCCUUGGUUUUGAUUGCUCCUGAAGCCUUCUUUCUUUGAAAAACCCUUCUGGAAUGAACCAGCCACUGUCUUUACUGUCCCUGUUCCCAUUUUUCUUAUCUGUAGCAUCUCCCCUAUUGUUCAUCACUCUGGAAUCCCCUUGUUGGAAUAUGGAUCAGUCUAUCCUCCUGGUAAACAGAGAAAUACAUUAUCCAAUAUACUUGGCAGGCCAGAUUCUGCUCCUGAAUCCAAGACUGAAGCCCUUGAUAGUGCAGAGAAUACACUGGGCUAGAGCUGUUUUAACUUGUACAUGCUUUCUAUUUUAAAUUUCUUGUUUUAUACUAUGCCCUAAUAUGUUUUAUAAUAUGCCUUAUUUUAACUGUGAUGCUUCUGACAUGAAUAGAGAGGAAGGAAGGAAGGACAGAAGGAAAGAGUGCAGAGAAUUUGCUGGGCAGGGGAACCCAAGAACCAGGGAAACAAAGAGGUGAAUGGGGCAGACCAGGGCCCUUCAGAGCACGGCACAGCUUGUGCUGACGGGCAGCUUUCAGGGUCAGCAACUGUACCUGGGGCCUUUGGAAGAAAAGCACAUCUCCACUAUUGAGCAAUGCUCCUUCCCUUGCCAACAAAGCAAGACUGUGACCCUCAAGGUUCUUGUGACAAAAGAGCUGAUUUAGGGAAGAACGAGGAAAUGGCCCCCUAUCUCCCAGGCCUCUGGUGGGAAGGCUGCUCUCUGGUCAGGAGCUGAUCAGAGGAGAGAGAUUUGCCUGCUCCUCCAGCCUUCCACACCUCAAUUAUGGUUCGAAGGAGUGCAUUUAGACUGCACCUUCCGGGGGGCGGGGCGGGGGGAGGACUUGUGUAUAUGAGUGCAUUAUUUGUGCUUGCACAGGAGCCUGCAGGCAGAGUGUGGGUUGCACACUCUGGACUGCUAGAACUUGUCCCCAGAGAAGCUGUAAGACGUGGUCAAUGCUGCAAUCUGCCAACCCGGAGUUACUGUGCAGUUGCGGAGCCGAGCCCUGUGUUGCAAGAAGGCACUCCUGCUGCCACCAGAAUGCUCGCCGUAAAGAACUACAUUGCAGUGCGGCAUCUGCAAAUCUGGCGUUUCUCUUCCACGUGUACUGAAGCAGUUGUGCAGCUAACUCCCACUCCAGGUACAGGUUUGAUGGGAAUCCUGAUGCCUCUUGAGCAGCACUGGCAUGUCACUAGGAAUGGGUCCAAAGACCUCCAACUUCCUCUCAGAGCCCGUUCUGACUCAAGCCCAUAUCAGAUGGGGAGCUUGGCUUCUUUCUCUCUCGCAUGAAGACGUGUGCAUAUUUCUCUGCUUAUGUUUCCAAAUGCACACAUCAUUUCUAUGCACCUUUGUGCUUUUCCAUUGAUUAAAGCAAAUUUGUAUGCUCA